Molecule: messenger RNA, 1878 nt
Organism: Mercurialis annua (annual mercury)
Lineage: Eukaryota; Viridiplantae; Streptophyta; Magnoliopsida; Malpighiales; Euphorbiaceae
Exons: 5
Coding region: 1-1878 (625 amino acids)
Molecular function (GO): protein dimerization activity; DNA binding
Source: RefSeq, a predicted model, not a curated record
AUGAAUUCGUCAAGUAGUCAACAAAGUUCGUCAACGGUUGAAUCUACUCAAUCGUCAGUGAGGCUGAAAAGUGAUCCGGCAUGGGCUCACUUUAAAGAGGAAGUGAAUAAGGAAGGAAAGAAAAUAUGGACGUGCUUACAUUGUAAUAAUGUCUAUAAAGGCGGAGGAAUUAAUAGAAUGAAAAAGCAUCUAGCCGGUAGAAGAGGGGAAAUUGCUCCAUGUAAGAAAGUUCCUUAUGAUACCCGAUAUCAAAUUGAACAGUUUUUGAAGGAGCUUGAUAAAAAAAGUGAAGAAACAAAUUAUGUUGAGGAUGACAGUCAAUAUGAUCCUACAAUUGACCUUGGGGAAGAAAUAGCACCAACAAUAGAAAAGAGCAAGGAGAUGAUACCUGGAUGUGCAGCUUCUCAAAAUGGAAAAAGAAAGCGAAAUGACAAGAUGAGUACUUUUUUUGCACCUAGAACCGUUUCGGGUGCACAACCUUCUAUCAAAAGCGCACUUGCAACCAAAGAAGCCUUGCACAAUGUUGAUAUGGCUGUUGCUUGGUUUACUGCAAGAGAGGAACGACAUUUGUUAGCUGCGGGAAACGCGCUUAAUCGUAAGUAUCCCUCUAUUAGUUGGUCUCCAUGUGCUGCACAUUGCUUGAACUUGCUUCUUGGUGACAUUGGCAAAAUGGAGCUUAUUACUAACCUUGCAAAUCGAGCUUCUUUGGUAACAAAAUUUAUAUACAAUCAUGCAUUUUUAUUAGCUUGGCUAAGGAAGAGAGAAGGAUGGACAGAAAUCGUACGUCCGGGGCCAACUAGGUUUGCAACCACAUUCAUUGCGUUGAAGAGUAUCCUCGAACACCAACAUGAUCUUCAAGCAUUUUUCACUAGCAAAACAUUUAAAGACUCUCGUUACUACAAAGAUAAGAAAGCAGUUUCUGUUACUUUAAUUAUCAUUGAUAGCAAAUUUUGGAGUGAUUGUGAAAUGGUUGUUGGUGUUGUUGCUCCACUUAUACGUUUACUGCGAAUAAUGGAUACCGAUAGAAGGCCUUCAAUUGGCUAUGUUUAUGAUGGAAUGUAUAGGGCGAAAAAGGCAAUCAAACGUAUACUUAAGAAUAGGAAGACAUUAUACAAGCCCUAUACAACAAUCAUAAAAGCAAGAUGGGAUAAGCAACUUCGAAGAGAUAUUCAUGCGGCGGCUUAUCUUUUGAAUCCAGCUUUUGCAUAUGAUAAUGUCAAUUUUUGUAAAAAAAAGGAGGUAAUGGAAGGUUUCGUUGAGACGGUCACUAUUUUGAUUAAGGACAAAUCUGCUCAAAAAAAAUGCAUUGAUGAAGUGGCUAUCUAUCAAGAUCGAUUAGAAGGUUUUGGUCGACAACUUGCUUUGGAUUCAUCCAAGACUAUGCAACCAGAUGAAUGGUGGAGGAUUUUUGGAUGUAGUGCUCCAACUAUUCAAUCUUUGGCUAUAAAAAUUUUGAGUCAAACUUCUUCUUCAUCCGGAUGUGAACGGAAUUGGAGUGUAUUUGAAAGAAUACACACCAAAAAAAGAAAUAGAUUGGAACACAAAAGAUUAAAUGAUCUUGUAUUUGUUUAUUACAACUUACGUUUAAAAGAAAGCCUUGAGCGUCAAAAUAAAUAUAAUGAUCCUAUUGACUAUGAAAGUAUUGAUAAAACUGAUUUUUGGAUCAUGGAUGAUGAAGAUGACACUCCUUUACUAGAUAUGAAUGAGAUAAACAACAUACUAUAUGGUGAUGAUGGACUUCCAAAAAACAUUUGUGAUGAAGAUGUGGACAAACUUAUGAAUGAAAUGCAAGAAUUAAUUCAACUAGAAGAUAUUGGCGAUGAAGAUGAUGGUGAGUGGGAUCGAGAAAUGAGAGCCUUCGUGCAACAAAAAGAUUAA